AUGUUUACUGGAAAGAGACCUACUGACAGGAUGUUCGAAAAUGGACAGACUCUUCACAGUUUUGCUAAGACAGCUUUACUUGAUGAAAUAAUAGAACCCAUGCUUCUACCUAGCAACAGCAGAGAAAGACGAGAGGCCGACGAAGAAGGAGUACUUAUCAAUCAAGAUGAUACUAGUAUAAAACAAGCACAGGAAUGCUUGGUCUCGAUAAUACAGAUUGGAGUUGCAUGUUCAGCUGAAUCCCCGAGAGAAAGGAUGGAUAUUGGGGAUGUUGUCAAGGAACUUCAACUAAUUAGAGACAUUCUCCUUGCUUCUCAUACAAUUCACAGCUCAACCAGCGGGAGCUUGAGGUUCGAAGGGUCUUCCAGUCGUUCUGUUACUAGUAACUGGCAAAAUUUCACAUCUUUUCGUUUGCCUUGA
This is a messenger RNA of Solanum lycopersicum (tomato), 420 nucleotides long. Its product is annotated as putative receptor-like protein kinase At3g47110. Gene Ontology annotation, cellular component: membrane. NCBI's taxonomy places the organism in Eukaryota, Viridiplantae, Streptophyta, Magnoliopsida, Solanales, Solanaceae. The record is from RefSeq and is a predicted model, not a curated record.